AUGUCUGUUCUUAUCUGGAACAUUAGAGGUGCGGGGAACCCCAAAUCCCUUCUAUAUCUUUUAAAGAUAAUUACACAACGCAAACCACAAAUAGUUGCUAUUUUGGAGCCUAAACAACAAGUUAAUAAAAUUACAAAAAUUGCCCAGCAGAUUGGGUACAAGAAUUAUACUCAUGGAAACCCUCUCAAUCCUUAUAUAUGGGUUUUUUGGAGAGACGAGGUGAAUUGGCAGACGUUGGAGAUUCAUCCUCAAUGCCUUACUACGGAAGUGGUGAUUCCUAAUAUUUUUUCUGGGAAGCUGACCUUCGUAUACGCUAAAUGCAAUCGACAGGAACGACUACCUCUGUGGGAUUAUCUAUCUCAUCACAGUAGCGAUUGUCAUGAGCCUUGGGUGAUUGGUGGAGACUUUAACGUUAUCAAAACUCUAGAUGAAAAGCAGGGAGGAUCGAACGCACAUAUGACGGGGAUGCAAGAUUUUAAUGACUUUUUAGUUGAUGCUCGCUUAACAGAUGCAGGUUUCGUGGGUAAUAUCUUCACUUGGAGUAAUAAUCAACGGGGUCAAAAUCGCAUUUGGCAAAGAUUAGAUCGAAUUUUGUUGAACGCGGAGGCUUUCACUGCCAUUUCGGCCAGAGUGGAUCAUCUCCCAAGGCUGGAAUCUGACCACUGCCCAUUACUUCUCAAUUUUGGCCAGCUGCAAACUAAGCCAUCUCGUUUCUACUUUCAAAAAAUGUGGACGGAGCACCACAAUUACCAAGAGUUCGUUGCCUCAAUUUGGCAACAGAUUAUUCAUGGCGGUCGUGCUAAUUUUGAGAGUGAGCUGGCCAACCUUCGCAAGGCUCUUAGAAAGUGGAAUUGGGAGGUUUUUGGGAAACUCGAGGAUAAUAUUUCUUCCAUGCAAAGUAAUAUAGCGGAUAUGGAAGCCCGUCUUUCCCAUGCAUGGGAAGAUGAUUUGUUCACAGAAUGCCAAAAAGAAAAAACGGACCUCGUAUAA
Erythranthe guttata (spotted monkey flower) is the source of this 990-nucleotide messenger RNA. The record is from RefSeq and is a predicted model, not a curated record. Lineage: Eukaryota; Viridiplantae; Streptophyta; Magnoliopsida; Lamiales; Phrymaceae.